AUGAUUGGGCCAGAGGCUCGGGUGAGUCCCUCGCUACCCCCAGCUAACUCCGUUUUGCAGGCAGAACACCACCCCGUGGCGAUCCAUGAUCACAAGCUGGUGCGUGUCAAGGGUGAGCUCCAGCCGCGGUUCCUGGUGCGGUGGUCUGGACUGCCUCCGUCGCUGGCGACCUGGGAGGACCCCGUCGAGCUCCGUCGUCGUUUUCCGUCGACAGCGGCUUGGGGACAAGCCGCCACUCAAGGAGGGGCGAAUGUCACGCCUGACAUGCCGACCCCACCAACCAUCGGAUCGUGCUUGAGAGCCGAGGUAGAUCAGGCCUGUUACAGUGGUACAUUCAGAAUCAGUGGCCAUGCAAAUGUUAAAGGGAAGGAGGAAGCAAGUAAAGCCUGUCUAGCUGCCAAGGAACGGCUCACAUUCCUGGAACUGUCGUGUAGUAAAGAAGUUGAAGCAGAGGUGCUGCAGGGACUGUGCCCUCCCGUGGGGCUUCAAUGGCUGCGCAUCAGUGGCUAUGAAGGUUCGAUGUACCCAGAUUGGAUGUUGGGUAACAAGGAUGGUGUCGCAAAGGGCCUGCAAAAACUUGAUUUCUGGCACUGCGGCCAACUGCGUGGUCCUGCUCCUCAACUUGCUGAGGCUUUUGCUCAUCUCACUCGGCUCAUGCUUUUGGGUUGCAAGUGGAACGCCUUACCAGCCGAUCUGAAGCGACUCGAAUCGCUCAGGGAACUGGCCAUCGGUGGAUGCAGGUUCAUCCGGUCUCUUCCAACGAUGCCCCGGUCCCUUGAGGUGUUCGACAUGGGAGGAUGUGAUCCUGAGUUCAUCAAGUCUUGCCUGACAAGGUUCCAUCCAAACUGGGAAAAGAUUAAGCACAUACCCUAUAAAAGGACCGUCGGCAAUUGAGUGGGCGUUUCCAUUCCUUUAAAUUUGGUUCACAGACGCCAAGCCUCCAGGCUACUCCUAUUUUCAUUUGUGAUGAUGACAUCUGA
Molecule: messenger RNA, 980 nt
Organism: Triticum dicoccoides
Lineage: Eukaryota; Viridiplantae; Streptophyta; Magnoliopsida; Poales; Poaceae
Exons: 2
Coding region: 1-894 (297 amino acids)
Source: RefSeq, a predicted model, not a curated record